AUGAGUCAGAAGGUAGAAAAACCAGUAUUAUCGGGUCAACGGAUCAAGACCAGAAAAAGAGAUGAGAAAGAGAAGUACGAUCCGAACGGCUUCCGCGACGCGCUCGUGCAAGGUCUGGAGCGCGCCGGCGGUGACCUUGACGCGGCGUACAAGUUCUUAGACGCGGCUGGCUCGAAACUCGACUAUCGGCGCUAUGGCGAGGUCAUAUUUGACGUGCUCAUCGCCGGGGGGCUUCUGCUCCCCGGCGGUUCGGUGUCGAUGGACGGCGAAUCCCCGAAGACUAACACCUGCAUCUUCACCGCAAACGAGGACAUGGAUACCAUGCGAAACUUUGAACAGGUAUUUGUGAAGCUCAUGAGACGUUACAAAUACUUGGAAAAGAUGUUUGAGGAGGAGAUGAAAAAGGUGCUGGUGUACCUCAAGGGUUUCGAGCCACUGCAGCGCAUCAAGCUUGCUCGUAUGACUGCACUAUGGAUCGGCAAUGGUUGCGUACCACCGUCGGUCCUGCUGGUGCUAGUAAACGAGCACUUGUUGAAGGACAACCUGGCGCUGGACUUCGUGCUGGAAGUGUUCGCCACCGUGAAGGCGGAGCGAGGAGUCACAUCCCUCGUCACCGCACUCAAGCGGGGGCAGCUUGAAGGCAGACUGCUGGAGUUCUUGCCGUUGAACCGUCGCAGCGAGGACGUGCUGGCCGCGUCGUUCGCGUCGCGCGGUCUCGGCGAGCUACUCCGUCUGCAUCGCGCGCAAGCUUCGCAGGAAGCUCGCCGCGAGCUCACGCAGGCGCUGCUGGACGAGCUCGCCGAAGACAAGCCUGUGCGGGACCUCAUACAGGACCUGCGCGACAUGGCGCACAAACACUCCAUUCCUGAACACGAAGUCGUCGCUAUUAUUUGGCAAUGUGUGAUGUCACGAGGCGAAUGGAACAAGAAGGAGGAACUGCUGGCGGAGCAGGCAGCCAAACACUUGCGUCACUACACACCACUGCUGGCUGCCUUCGCGCAGUCUGCUAAAGCUGAGAUCGCAUUAUUGACUAAGGUGCAGGAGUACUGUUACGAGAACAUGAACUUCAUGCGAGCGUUCAGCAAGCUGGUGGUGAUGCUGUACAAGACCAACGUACUGUCGGAGGAGGUGAUCCUCAAGUGGUACCGCGAGCCUAACUCCAGCAAGGGCAAGAUGAUGUUCCUCGACCAGAUGAAGAAGUUCGUCGAGUGGCUACAGAGCGCCGAAGAAGAGUCCGAGAGUGGCGAAGAAGAAGAUUAG
Spodoptera littoralis (African cotton leafworm) is the source of this 1260-nucleotide messenger RNA. The record is from the annotation of a GenBank genome assembly. NCBI's taxonomy places the organism in Eukaryota, Metazoa, Arthropoda, Insecta, Lepidoptera, Noctuidae.